Molecule: messenger RNA, 948 nt
Organism: Abrus precatorius (Indian licorice)
Lineage: Eukaryota; Viridiplantae; Streptophyta; Magnoliopsida; Fabales; Fabaceae
Product: binding partner of ACD11 1-like
Exons: 5
Coding region: 1-948 (315 amino acids)
Molecular function (GO): RNA binding
Source: RefSeq, a predicted model, not a curated record
AUGCAGGCCCCACUGAACGAUACUGAUCAAGUGGUUGAAGCGAUUCCCCGCUCUACAGCUACGCCAAUUUGGACAAAUAAUGUUUCAGAUAUAAAAACAGUUAAGGUAAGUAAUAUAUCAAUGUCUGCUAAUGAGAAGGAUAUUGAAGGUUUUUUCUCGUUCUCAGGGGAUAUUCAAAAUAUUGAAAUGCUAAGAGAAACUGAGAGCACUCAGGUGGCAUAUGUUACAUUUAGGGAUUCACAGGGAGCAGACACAGCAGUGCUCUUAACGGGUUCCAACAUAGUUAAUAUUCCUGUCACCAUCACACCCGUUGAGAACUACCAGCUCCCCCCUGUAGCUCUUCCCUCAACUCCUGAAAAAAAGCAAACUCCUGCUGGUGUUAAGAAAGCUGAAGACGCGGUAAGCACCAUGUUGGCGAAGGGUUUCAUUCUAGGAAAGGAUGCAUUGAACAAAGCGAAAUCCUUUGAUGAACGUCAUCACUUGACCUCAAAUGCUUCUGCCACGGUAGCUUCCAUUGAUCGUAAAAUGGGUAUAAGCGAUAAACUAAGUAUAGGAACAACUAUUGUGAAUGAGAAAGUAAGGGAGAUGGAUGAAAAAUAUCAAGUCUUUGAAAAGACCAAGUGUGCUAUUGCUGUUGCUGAGCAGAAGGCAAGUAUUGCUGGAUCAGCUAUAAUGAGCAAUCCAUACGUGUUAACUGGAGCCAUGUGGGUGUCGAAUGCCAUUACUGCUGUUGCAAAAGCAGCUGAAGAUGUAACCACAAUGACCAAAAAGAAGCUUGAGCUGGCAGAGGUAGAAAAAAAGGAUUUCAUUUACAGUGAAAGAAAAAGUACCCUUGAUGAAUUGGAAAAACACCAAAACCAAAAGCUACACAAUGAGGAUUCUCCUGCAGCCCCUUUAAAAGUUCCUGUUAAUUCAGGUCAUGAUGAUAAGAAAUUGGAAACUUCAUAA